AUGGCCGGGAUUGAACAGUGGUCUGCGGCGGAGAACGGGAACGGAAACGCACCCGUGACCGCAAAAGGAUCGAGCAGAGAACUGAGACAUGGAAGAACAGCUCACAACAUGUCUUCUUCCUCGCUGAGGAAGAAAUCAGACCUCAGGGUGAUCCAGAAGGUUCCUUACAAAGGUCUUAAAGAUUUUCUCGCCAAUCUCCAAGAAGUCAUUCUCGGCACAAAGCUUGCCAUCCUUUUUCCUGCCAUUCCUGCCGCCAUUAUCGGCACAUACUGCGGCUUCAGUCAGCCUUGGAUAUUUGGACUGAGCUUGCUAGGACUCACUCCUUUGGCUGAGCGAGUCAGCUUUCUGACAGAGCAACUAGCUUUCUACACCGGUCCUACAUUGGGUGGUCUACUGAACGCAACGUGUGGAAACGCGACUGAAUUGAUUAUCGCAAUUCUGGCAUUGACCAACAACAAAGUCGCAGUGGUGAAAUACUCGCUGCUUGGUUCGAUUUUGUCGAACCUUCUAUUGGUUCUCGGGACUUCACUCUUUUGCGGUGGAAUCGCUAAUCUUCGAAGAGAGCAGCGGUUUGACCGGAAACAAGCCGAUGUGAACUUCUUCUUACUUCUAAUGGGAUUGUUGUGCCAUUUGCUGCCAAUGUUGUUGGGAUAUGUGGCACACGAAGGCACUCCGGCUGCUGUUAUCUCCGACAUGUCACUGAAUCUAUCACGAGCCAGCAGUAUUGUUAUGUUGAUGUCUUACAUCGCGUAUCUCGUUUUCCAGCUUUGGACUCACCGCCAAUUGUUCGACGCACAAGAUCAGGAAGACGAGUAUGAUGACAGUGUCGAGGAAGAAACCGCUGUGAUUGGAUUUUGGAGUGGAUUUUCCUGGUUGGUUGGUAUGACCCUCGUCAUCGCCUUGCUAUCGGAAUAUGUUGUUGCCACCAUUGAGAACGCAUCGGAAACAUGGGGCCUAUCAGUGAGUUUCAUAAGUAUCAUAUUGCUUCCCAUCGUUGGAAACGCGGCUGAACACGCUGGAGCCAUCAUUUUCGCGUUUAAGAACAAGCUCGACAUAUCUUUGGGAGUAGCGUUAGGCUCUGCCACUCAGAUUGGCUUAUUCGUCGUUCCUUUGACCAUUAUCGUGGCGUGGAUUCUAGGGAUCAAUAUGGAUCUCAAUUUCAAUCUCCUCGAAACCGGUUCUCUUGCUCUUUCCAUUAUCAUCACAGCCUUCACAUUACAGGAUGGGACUUCUCACUACAUGAAGGGACUUGUUCUCUUGCUUUGCUAUAUCAUCAUUGCCAUUUGUUUCUUCGUCGACAAAAUUCCUCAGAAACAACCAAAUGGUGUUCAAAUGGGAUUUCAACCGAUGAACAAUAUCGUCAACGCAAUCGGCAAAAGAGUCUUCUCAUCUUAG
This is a messenger RNA of Microthlaspi erraticum, 1395 nucleotides long. The record is from the annotation of a GenBank genome assembly. Lineage: Eukaryota; Viridiplantae; Streptophyta; Magnoliopsida; Brassicales; Brassicaceae.